GGGGGGUGUGGGGUGGGGAUGGGGGGGGAAUGGUUUGCAAGUCGACAAAACGCGUGAGGCGGUGGCAGGUCUGGACUCUUGCGGCUGCCGUAGGGUCGGGCGCGGUGUGUGUGUGUGUGAGUGAGUGACAGAGAGAGUCGCAGUCGGAGCGCGUCAGUGAGAAGGAGGGAGAGGGAGAGGGGGAGAGGGAUGUCGGGUCGCGGCGGGGAGGGGGUUCGCGGGGCCUUGAGGAGCUCAGCCCGCGGGGCUCGCACUCUGGGCCGAGGCCGGGGCCUGGGUUUGGGUCGGGGCCGGGGACAGGGCCGGGCCCGCGGGGCUGAGAGGUACAAGAAGCGGUUGGGCAGCCUGAGGGAAGGGCAGGGCUUUGCUUUCCAGAGGAAGCAGAAGAUUAAACAUGAUUACAAUAAGUUACUCAGAAAAGAGAGGAAAGCACACCCUCCUCGAGAAGUGGAUUACACCGAGAGUUACCCCGACCAUUUGCGACAUCUCUAUCUAGCAGAAGAAAAAAUGCUUCGGAAACAAUCAAAGAAAUUAGAAGAUGAAAAGAAAACUGCAUCAGAAAGCCAACCUGAUAUCCAAGAAGAAACGAUAAGAAAGAAAAAGAACAAAAUGUCAUCGUAUCAAAAAAUCAAUGAGGAAUACAACCGACUUCAGGCAGAACGUGCAAAGUUGAAAGCCGAGGCUGAGAAAAGGCAACGAGAAAAGGAAGAGGCGCAAAAGAAAUAUCAGGAGCAGAAACAAGAGAAGUACAAAAUACUCAGUCAGAAAACGAAAAAAGGGCAGCCAAACUUAAAUGUACAAAUGGAGUAUCUGCUUAAGAAAAUAGAACAAAACCGGGAAACAAAAUAGGAUCAUAUGCUUCCGAUCUCAACAUUCAGCUGACAUUUUGUUACCAUGGCUAAAAUUGUUGUUUUAGAUGCCGUUGACACCAGAAUUUAAGUGCAACCUAUUUUUCAGAAGACAAUAAUAUUGUAUUUGUGUACACUUCGUGUUUGCUGUAAUCAGUUGGAAAAAUGCGAUGAAAAUGAGAAUCAGAUGCAACACGCCAACACAACACCUGGAAAAAUACCCUUUAAUUUUCUCCUGAAGUAUUGCUAAAUAAUUAUUAAAACUAUGGAAUCUACUUUCUGUUUUAUUAUAUGUAUGGAUAGUUCCAUAAGGAUUUAUUUUUUUCCUAUGGAAAGUAUGUUACUGAUUUUUGUCAUAAAGCAUUGUUCUAAAAGUG
This is a messenger RNA of Callorhinchus milii (elephant shark), 1225 nucleotides long. It is a transcript of the gene ccdc59, whose product is annotated as coiled-coil domain containing 59. Gene Ontology annotation, cellular component: nucleus. Lineage: Eukaryota; Metazoa; Chordata; Chondrichthyes; Chimaeriformes; Callorhinchidae. The transcript is spliced from 4 exons. The coding region runs from base 190 to 849 and encodes 219 amino acids. The record is from RefSeq and is a predicted model, not a curated record.